Messenger RNA from Drosophila persimilis, 3819 nucleotides. RefSeq lists its product as uncharacterized. The transcript is spliced from 8 exons. Lineage: Eukaryota; Metazoa; Arthropoda; Insecta; Diptera; Drosophilidae. The coding region runs from base 173 to 2764 and encodes 863 amino acids. The record is from RefSeq and is a predicted model, not a curated record.
CCUAUAAAAUGCUAAAUAAAUAAAUAAAUAUAAAUAUCGAAUCCCCAAUCGCAUAUCGCCGCCAUAAAGUACACCAAGAAAAAUCUCCAUUAAACUGAGUCAAAAACAAAAUAAACAAGUAAACUGUUGUCUGAACGCUGAAAACUAAUCCCCCUGCUCCCUGCACUCCGACAUGCUGAAUAGCCGGAGCCCCCCUCAGUACAAGCAGCAGGCAAGGGGGGGCUCCGUUAGCUCCGCCAGCUCCACCAGUUCCGUAAGCGCCUCGGGCUCUUCGGCUGCUCUUCCCCUGCUGGGCCAUUAUCAGACCACCUACGGCCAUCAAGGACACUCGCACGCCUGCUACCAUCACCAGCAGCAACAAGCCCAGCAGCAGCAGCAGCAACAGCAUCAUCACGGUGGCCGCACCUCACUGACACCCACCAUGAAGCGGGGCAAGAAGCAGUGGGGCACCAGGGAGCGAUCCGGCAUGAGUUUCCUCAUCGUCAUUACCUUCUUUGCCGUCUUCGGGCUGAUCAUCUUGACCGAGGUCUUCAUGAUCGACGAGCGCACGCACAGCGGCAUGCUGGCCAUGCGGGCCGGUGGCGGCGGAGGCAUCAGCCUGGGCGGACGGAUGGGCGACUCGAUGCCGGAUUAUGAUAAUGUUAAGGAAGACUACGAUCUACUGGAUGACAGCAUUCUGAGUGAUAAUAAAUUAGGUUUUGUACAGCUUCGUGACAAUAAACUGAAAAUUCAAGAAGCCGCAGGCGCCGAUGGUCAACGCUUGGCCGGCAUGCUGCUCAAUGGAGCCAGGGCCGGAGCUGCGGUCGGACAUGGACCGGGACCUGGACCAGGACCUGGCGCCGGCACUGGUGUGGGUGCGGGUGCGGGUGGAUUUGGUGUGAAUGUCCCGCUCAUACCCUGGGGCCAGAUGCUGCCCGGCAAGGUGGAGGAGACGCUGCCCCACUUUCCAUUUGGCACGGCGCCCAGCGAUGGUGCCUGGCAAAUAGUCAACGGCACACGCUUCAAGUUCUUUGUCUACUCCGCCUACUUUGAUCGGCGCGAGGGGGCGCGUCUGGUGCGGAUUGUGGGGGCCACCAAGACACGGGGACCAGAACGUGUCUGGUGCCGGUUCUGGUUCGGUCCGCCCCCAGCCAACGGUACCGAGGGGCCGGGGGCAGCCGCAGCAGCCCGUGCCAAAUAUACCUCGGCCACAGUGAUGGCCCGCGUCAAGAUCAUACGUGAGAACUGGAACCUCAAGUACAGUGCCUGUUUUAUCCUCUGCCCGGUGCGAGCCCCGCCCCUGGAUGUGCCGCGGUAUGUGAGCGUCGUGUCGCGGCUUCGGGCGCCGCCUGGCAAUCUGCUGACGCUGCGCAACACCGAUCAGGAUGAGGACUUUUCAGCGCAUCCGCGCAACGCCAGCUCUGGCACUGGAGAGGGCAAGCGGGGUCAAGGGGUGCCGCCUCGGGCACCGCCCAGCGGCGAUAAUAUACCCGACCGCAUCGCCGUCUGCGUGAAGCCGUUCCACUUCAACUACGACAAGGCGCUGUAUCUGAUGGAGUACCUGGAGUUCUACGCCCUGCUGGGGGUCUCGCACUUCACCUUCUACAACCACACGCUGGGGCCGCACGCCUCCUGCGUGCUGCAGAGCUAUCAGCAGGGCCUGGUGCCCGGCAACCUGACCGCCUUCGAUCUGGAGCAACUGCAGCCGUCGGACGUGGCGAACAAUGCGACGCCCAAGGUGCUCAAGUCGCUGCACUACCAACGGCCCACGGUCAGCAUUCUGCCGUGGAGCCUGCGCAUGCGCAGCCAGAAGGAGAUCCGCACCGAGGGCCUGUUCGCGGCCCUCAACGACUGCCUGUACCGCACGAUGUACCGAUACAAGUACUUGGCCCUCGUCGAUCUGGACGAGUUCAUUGUGCCGCGCUACUCGGACACGCUCAACGAGCUCAUUGGCUCCCUGAAUCAGCGCUUUCGCAAUCGCAACACUGGGGCCUAUUCCUUCCAAAACGCCUUCUAUUACCUGCAGUUCGCGGACGAUGCGCUGGCCAGUUCCGGCAUCGUGGGAGGCAGCAAUCAGCUGGCCAAUGUCCGGGCCUCCCUGGUGACCCAACGCAAGACGCGCAGGCGGUACAAGCUGCAUCCACAAAAGCAAAGAUCCAAGUACAUCUGCAAGCCAGAGGCCGUGGUCGAGGCAGGCAAUCAUUUCGUCUGGGAGUUCGGACCCGGCAAGGUAUCCCUCAAUGUCCCGCCCAAGGAGGCCAUUCUGCAGCACUAUCGCGUGUGCGAAUUCGGUGGCAAUGACUGCAUUAAGGCCCCAUCCGUAGUGGAUCGUACGACUUUCAAGUACGUGAACCGCCUGUCGCAGCGUGUGGAUACCGUGUACCGCCAUCUGCGCCAGCGCUGCGAUCUGCCGGCCCUGCCAACGCUGCCCAAGCCCAGGCCCAAGGAGGCCGACGAUGUCCAGCCGGAGAAGCCAGGGGUACUGCAUCAGAUACGGCAGCUGAAUGCCCAGGACACGGCCAAGGCGCCAGUGAGUGCCACAACAGCAAAAGCAACAACAACGACUACAACGACAAGAAAAACGACGACGACGACGACAACAACAACCACAACAACGAAGAGAACGGAAGUGAGGAAAGAGAAUUUGGGAGAAGCAGGGACCACGGCAUCCCCCAAGCAGCCCCAUCCCCAUCCCCAGUCCCCGCCAGUGCGCAAGAAACGAAAGCUGAUCGUCUUCGAGGUGAACGAUUUCGGGGUGCCGGUGGCCCGCGUGGAGUACCAAUGAGUGAGGGACUUGGCUGGCAACAUUUAACCACAGUCCGUGCCAAUGUCCGUUUCGGUUGUGCCCCAGUGCUACGCUACGGUUGUUCGACUACAUUUAACCAUUGCCAACAUGCUCAAUGAUCCUCUAAGCUGAUGAUGACUUGCUCACACACCCCAAAAAUAAGGAUAACGAGGAGGAGAAAAACUCCUCAGAAUUAAGUGAAACCAAAGCAAUAAAAUGAUACAUACAUACAUAUAUCUCCCAUCCAACACUUUGAUCUAAGCUGCAUUUUACAUAGGCUUGAUAGAGACUUCAUUCCUCGAUUAAUUAGGAUUAAAUAGUAAGCAUAGAAGAAUACUCGUAUAAUUUCAUUCGGUUGUAUCUAAACUUUAUCCACUAUAUUUAUGUAUAUUUUGAAAUACACCCAUGUUUCAUUACUCCCGGGCACAACAACAACAACAACAACAACUUAUGAAACAAACAACAAUGAGACUUUAUGUUUGGUCGAAUACGAGUACUUUGAUGAGAUAUUUUCGGUGAUUUUGGUACUAAUUAAUUCCUAUGCAAAAUUCAGAAAAUUCCUAAAGAAAAACACACACACAAAAGAUCGUGCUAAACGAGUAGUAACUAGUGCACAAAAAUAUAUACAUACAUAUAGGAAAUAAACACCCUAUGAACUGUUAGUUGUACGAGUACGAAGGCAUUUUAGUUGCAAGACUCCGGGAUAUUAUGGCCCGGAGCCAAGCCGCAUAGACUCUGAGUCAAUGGAUAGUUUAGGCCACCUUUGCUAAGCUAACUAGUCUAGUGCUAACCGUAAACAAAUUAGUUUAGUUAAGGCAGACAAGACAUUUAACACAACUGAAACGAAUUUUCAAUGCUUCGAACUUAAAGUAGAACCUGGUUUGGCCUAGGCGCGCAGUGACAUCUAAGAGUAUAAGAUACUAAAUGAACGAAUUCCACAACUAAUUAUAAACAAUACAGUGUAUGUAGUUCUUAAGCAACAAACAACUAAAAACUAAAUACUAAUGGGCAUUCGUGUAUUCGAUUAUCAUAAAGUCAAUAAACAGAAAUCAAAA